AUGGAAAAACUUAAGCAAAAGAAGAAGAAAAAGGUCUCGGAGUCGGACCCGAUCCCAACUGAUCUCCUUAUAGAUAUAUUCUCACGAGUCCCCGGAAAGUCAAUAGAGAGGUUUCGUUGCUUAUCUAAAUUCUGGAGAUGCACACUUGGCCUUCCUUAUUUCACUGAGUUGUUCCUCACCAGGUCUUUAGCUCGUCCACGGCUCUUGUUCGCCAUCAAAGUCGAUAAAGAGUUACUCUUCUUCUCUUCUCCUCAGCCUCAUAAUCCAGUUGACAACUCCACUCUUGUAGCCACCCGUUAUCGGAUGUACUUUCCCAAAUAUCUUCCAUCUCGAGUGCAUCCACCGCUCAGGGGAUCAGUCUUUAACGAGCAGGUGAUCUGUAACCCUGUCACGGGAGAGUCCAUAACCUUACCCAAAGCGAAUGUGAUGGGUGAAAAAACAAGUUUUUUUGGCUAUGAUCCAAUCAACAAACAGUUCAAAGUGUUGUGUAUCAGGUCACGUUAUGGUGGACGACCCAGAACUCAACGGGUAUUGACAUUGGGGACUGGAAAACUUAAAUGGAGAAGGACGAUGGAAUGCGAACCCCAUGGUGCUGGAAUUGGUGAAAUAGGCAUAAACGGUGUUUUGUAUUACAGAGCUUGCUCUAUAGAAUCUCCUCCUAUGCUAGCUUGUUUUGACUUUAGCUCUGAGAAGUUCAGCUUUUUUCAGUUGCUACAAAGGUACUUUGGUCAACUACAAAGUAUAACCGUAGGGUUAAGCUCAUACGACAAGAUCGGGAUCGAGUUUGACAUUGCUGGAGUGACCAGUACAGGUGAAGUUGUGUUUUUGCCGUACUAUAGAUCAAACUCUUUCUACAUUGUCUACUACAAUAUCGAGAGGAAAACUUUUGCGAGAGUCAGAAUUCUGGGAUUCGAACAGUUUCACCAUGGUAAAAAUAUUCUCGUUAACCCCUUUCUAGACUAUGUUGAGAAUAUGAAGCUUUUGGAAGACCGCUUCAUUACUUGA
Molecule: messenger RNA, 1005 nt
Organism: Microthlaspi erraticum
Lineage: Eukaryota; Viridiplantae; Streptophyta; Magnoliopsida; Brassicales; Brassicaceae
Source: the annotation of a GenBank genome assembly